This is a messenger RNA of Durotheca rogersii, 1290 nucleotides long. Its product is annotated as thioredoxin-like protein. The transcript is spliced from 2 exons. The record is from RefSeq and is a predicted model, not a curated record. Gene Ontology annotation, cellular component: cytoplasm. Bases 292 to 1074 code for a protein of 260 amino acids. Lineage: Eukaryota; Fungi; Ascomycota; Sordariomycetes; Xylariales; Xylariaceae. Gene Ontology annotation, biological process: protein folding.
GCCCAGACAAGGGCUGGGGAUUAUCUAAUAACUAUGGAUAAGCCAGAAGCUGCCUGACUAGAGCUGGUACCUAGCCCGGGCCGGCUGCUAGACAGCGGCCUGGUUAUUAGGCGCCCGUUCUUUGGAGGGGCUAAUUACAUAACGUCCCCGCCCACACCACACACAAGGCGCUGGGUCAAAGGUUAUCAUGAAGUUUCAUCUUGGAGCUGUCAACAUUACCUAGGUUGAGGCAUCGUCCUGCAUCUCUCUCUCUUUCUUCCCCCUUUUGUAUUCAAGCCUGAGUUGGGCAAAAUGGCUGCACCCUCGGACCAGAGAAUAGCUGUCCCCAUCGACGACCCUAACGCCGACACAGAAUGGAAUGACAUACUACGUAAACAUGGUAUCAUCCCCGAAAAGCCACCUUCCCCCACACCUAUGAUCGAAGAAGCUAUUCUCGAGGGCCGUCGUCUAGCACACGAGAACAGGCUAGAAGGAAAAGAACUUGACGAACUUGACGCUCUUGAAGACGACGAAGAUGAAGCCUUACUGGAACGAUAUCGACAGAAGCGGAUGCAAGAACUGAACAACUUGAGCAAGAAAUCCGUACAUGGCACAGUCUACCCGAUAUCGAAGCCGGAAUAUUCGCGGGAAGUCACGGAGGCUUCUCGGAAUGGCCCUGUCUUCGUUAAUCUCACCUCCUCCGUUGGGACAAAUGUCGAGUCGAGAGUUCUAUCGGAGCUUUGGCGGCAAGCGGCGAAAGAAUACGGCGACAUAAAAUUCUGCGAAAUCAGAGCAGACAAGGCGAUCGAGAAUUACCCGGACCGCAACUGCCCUACUAUUCUCGUGUAUAAGAACAGCGAUAUUGUUAAGCAAAUAGUAACCCUUGCCACCGUGGGUGGUGUACGAAUGGGCAUGAUGGAGAUUGACAACUUGCUAGUCGAGGCGGGGGCAGUUAGCGACAAGGAUAUGAGAGUGGUCAAGAGGAAGAGAGACGCCGAGGAUGCCAAGGAAUCACACGAAGCUAGAGGAAUUAAGAGCGGGAAUUUAGGACGUGUAAACGUUCGGGAUGACGACGACGACGACGACUGGGAUUGAGACUUAUAUGCGACGCAACCGUCGCCCGCCUCGACGACCACGUUAUCAGGACCCAGCCGCAUCCGACUACGCAGACGUGUGAUAGCUUAAGACCUUAGCUACGGCAUCGAGUUGCAGACGGGACAAGCUUAGGACUUGCUAAUGGGCUAUGCCAAAUUCGAUUCGAUAACUACCUCUAGCGAAAACCGGAUCGGGUCGAAAUCUGUCUGAUCUCAG